GGACCGAUUGAUUCACAUCCAAGUUUGACCUUCAUCAUGGCUGUUUGGAAAUUGUUGACAGUGCUUCUGUUGGCAGGGUUCGCCCUUGCCGAGGAGAGUGAUGUCCUUGAUUUGACCGACGACACAUUCGACUCUGCGUUGAAAGACACGGAUUUGGCACUUGUUGAGUUUUUCGCACCAUGGUGUGGUCACUGUAAGAGAUUGGCACCUGAAUACGAGAGAGCUGCCACCAGACUGAAGGCUAACGACCCCCCAGUAACACUCAUCAAGGUCGACUGUAUUGAAAACACCAAAGUCUGCGGCAAACAUGGUGUCAAUGGUUACCCAACUCUGAAGAUUGCCCGCAAUGGCAAGAUCGCCGGAGACUACAGCGGUCCCCGGGAAGAGAAUGGCAUUGUCAGUUAUAUGCAGAAGCAAGUUGGACCCAGCUCAGUUGAGCUGAAGGACCAGGCUGCUUUCGACAAAUUCACCAAGAAUGCCGAGGCAUCUGUUGUUGGCUUCUUUGCUCGUGACGAUGACUUGAAAUCCAAAUUCUUGGCCGUUGCCGACACUCUUCGCGAGAGCUUCCGCUUUGCUCACACUAACGACAAGGACCUGCUGAACACUCGCGGCAGAAGCGAGGUUGUCAUCUUCUUGCCACCCAAGCUUCACUCUAAGUUGGAGGAGUCCUCAAUCACUUUCAAGGGAAAGCCAUCUGGUCUGGAGUCGUUCAUCAAGGAGAACUUCAAUGGCCUUGUUGGCAUCUACAACUCCGACACUCAGGCAUUCUUCACCCGCCGUCCUCUCAUCGUUGCUUACUUUGACUUGGACUACGUCAAGAACCCUAAGGGAUCCAACUACUGGCGCAACCGUGUCUUGAAGGUUGCCAAGGAUUUCAAGAACCAGGCUUACUUUGCUGUUGCAUCCAAGGCUGAGCAGCGUGCUGCCCUGGAAGAGGUUGGCCUCGGCUCAGCCACUGGUGAUGUUCUUGUUGCUGCCCGUGGUGAGAAGGAGGAGAAGUUCCCCAUGUCCGGCAAGUUCAGCGUGGACAACCUGCGUGCCUUCGUCCAGAAGGUUGUCGAUGGUGAGCUGGAGGCUUACCUGAAGUCUGAGGAUGUACCGGAGACCCAGGGAGCCGUCAAGGUUGUUGUUGCAAAGAAUUUUGAUGAGCUGGUGAAUGACGCGGAGAAGGAUGUCCUGAUUGAGUUCUAUGCACCGUGGUGUGGCCACUGCAAGAGUCUUGAACCCAAGUACAAGGAGUUGGCAGAGCGUCUUGAGGACAGCGAGGGCUUGGUCAUUGCCAAGAUGGACGCCACUGCUAAUGAUGUGCCACCUACUUACAGUGUCUCUGGAUUCCCAACUAUCUUCUUCAGAAAGGCUGGUGCCGGCGCUCCUGUCAAGUAUGAGGGUGGUCGCGAGGUUUCUGACUUUGUCUCCUACCUGAAGAAGAACGCCCGUAACCCUGUUGUCGAUGGACAGAAGAAGAGCAAGAAGUCGAAGAAGAGCAAGAAGGGCAAGGAGGAGCUGUAAAUGCACACUGCUCCCUUACCCUUUCUUUCUUCUAGGAUGGUGUAGUACCAGGUUUUUUUCAUUCCUGCGCAGACGCCAGCAGCAAUGCUCCUACAUAUAAUACUCGUCCAGAGCUGCUGCUGUUGCUUCUGCUCUGAUCAAUGUUGAGUAUUAUUAGUGCAGCAGUGUUCAGUGUUUUAUUUACUCAACACUGCUGCUGCUGCUGCUGCUGCUGUAUUGCCUUUUCUCUAGCUGGUGUGAUGGCAACUGCGCUUGCCACCAAGUGCUGCUGCUGCUGCCUACACUCACUCCUAUUUGCUCCAGCUCUAUCUUGGUUGACAACUCGUAUUAUACAUCAUUUGAGCUACUUUGCGCUGAGAUUUGCGUUUGCUGUUUUUUUCCUACCUCUUGCAUUUACUAAAACUAUCUUCCUAACAACA
Molecule: messenger RNA, 1928 nt
Organism: Sycon ciliatum
Lineage: Eukaryota; Metazoa; Porifera; Calcarea; Leucosolenida; Sycettidae
Product: protein disulfide-isomerase A3-like
Exons: 10
Coding region: 37-1509 (490 amino acids)
Biological process (GO): response to endoplasmic reticulum stress; protein folding
Cellular component (GO): endoplasmic reticulum
Molecular function (GO): protein disulfide isomerase activity
Source: RefSeq, a predicted model, not a curated record